This is a messenger RNA of Merops nubicus (carmine bee-eater), 1678 nucleotides long. RefSeq names its product zyxin (gene ZYX). Gene Ontology annotation, biological process: integrin-mediated signaling pathway; transforming growth factor beta receptor signaling pathway. The transcript is spliced from 10 exons. Lineage: Eukaryota; Metazoa; Chordata; Aves; Coraciiformes; Meropidae. The record is from RefSeq and is a predicted model, not a curated record. Bases 1 to 1482 code for a protein of 493 amino acids.
AUGACAUCCACAGUCAGUAUCAACAUUUCUACGCCUUCCUUCUACAACCCCCAGAAGAAGUUUGCGCCUGUGGUUGCCCCUAAACCCAAGGUGAACCCCUUCAAGGCUGGGGGUGCGUCAGAGUUGUCGUCACUGCCUUCUGGAGCUGCUGCCCAGCGUGCUCAGAUUGGGAAAGUGGGGGAGAUCCCAUCAGCAUCCAUGUCCCUGCUGACAGAAGCUGUGUCUGAGAGCAAGUAUGUUGCAGGGAAGUUGACCCUGAUGGUGCCUCCCCCUCCUGGAGAGGAGGAGAAUUUCUCCUCAAACUGUGCUUUUCCCCCACCCCCACCACCCUUUGAGGAGCCUUUUCCACCAGCCCCAGAAGAAGUUCUUCCUUCUCCUCCUCCUCCUCCUCCUCCGCCAAUGUUUGAUGAAGGGCCUGUGAGCAAGGUACCUGCCCCACAGGUACGUGGCAAGAUGAACAGCAUUGAUCUUGAGAUUGACUCACUGUCCGUAAUGUUGGAUGACAUGGAGAAGAAUGACCCCUUCAAGUCCCGGGUGAGCUCUCCAGAAUGCUGCAGAUCAGGUGCCAGUGUUCCCACGGGUCCCUCAAACUCUACAAGACACCCUACGUCCCUUCAGACUCAGUUCACAGCCCCUUCACCUUCAGGUCCCACCUCCCGGCCACAGGCUCCCAGUUUCACCUAUGCCCAGCAGAAGGAAAGACCCCAAGUGCAGGAGAAGCCACGUCCCACAGAACAACCUGUUGCUGCAAAAGACACGCAUAGACCCACAGGCUCUAGUGCAGACCCACCUCGGGGAAACUCCUGUCUGACCAUGAAGGAGGUAGAAGAGCUGGAGAUGUUGACCCAGAAACUAAUGAAGGAUAUGGAGCAUCCGCCCCCAGCAGAGGCUGCUACUUCUGAACUCUGUGGCUUCUGCCGGAAGCCCCUGUCACGGACCCAGCCAGCUGUGAGGGCACUGGACUGCCUUUUCCACGUGGAAUGCUUCACCUGCUUCAAAUGUGAGAAGCAGCUGCAGGGGCAGCAGUUCUAUAACGUGGAUGAGAAGCCCUUCUGUGAGGACUGCUAUGCUGGGACCUUGGAAAAGUGCAGUGUCUGCAAGCAGACCAUCACAGACCGGAUGCUGAAGGCCACUGGUAACUCCUACCAUCCCAAAUGCUUCACUUGCGUCGUGUGCCACACCCCUCUUGAGGGAGCCUCUUUUAUUGUGGACCAGGCCAACCAGCCUCACUGUGUGGAUGACUACCACAGGAAGUACGCCCCGCGCUGCUCCGUCUGCCGCGAGCCCAUCAUGCCAGAGCCUGGGAAGGACGAGACCGUGCGCGUGGUGGCACUGGAGAAAAACUUCCACAUGAAAUGCUACAAGUGUGAGGACUGUGGGAAGCCCUUGUCCAUUGAAGCAGAUGAGAACGGGUGCUUUCCACUGGAUGGGCACGUGCUGUGUAUCAAAUGCCACACCAUUCGUGCCAAAGCAGCAUGCUGAUGAGCUUGGAGUGGGCAUAUCCUUGAGACCCCUGCACUCAAUACUCUUCCCCUUCCCACCAUUGUCCUACCCCUCUGCCUGACAAGGCAGAUUGCUGCCAAUGGAGACCAUGCCAGCACAGUUCUUUACUCACAUAGGAUUCACCGCUCCUAGACUUCACUCUGCACAUCAGCGAGACAGGACUUCUGCUGUCACC